UAAUUCUCCAGUGACGUGCAACGACCAUUUUGAUACCUAACAUUCUGUUGUAUGAUCGCCCAAGGAACAACAACAAGCUUUGUCCACCGCUUCGCGUCUGGCCGCUGCGACUGCUUCCAGCGCGUUUCUCCGCAGACAAAGACGAAACAAAACCCCACAAUUAGAACACCACAGCAUUGUCUGAUUUCCAUAGCCUCGAAAAUUACUGUCUAAUAUCUUCCUAGUCUACUCUCCCUUCUACCAGCGCAAAACUUCUUCUCUACCGGCCCGUGUCCUGGCGACACGCUUUCAGGAACAAACAGCCAUCAUGGCCUCAUCGGCCCACCAACCGUUCGGAUCUCGCUCAUACGGAGGCGGCAAAUUACCCGAUCGAUCGGUGAACGCAAAUGCGAUCCCUUUCAGCGCGUCGUCCUUCUCUCGGCAUCGCGGGCUGGGAGCGACAGGCCCCGGCGAAUUUGGCGCAGAGGCCGCGAAAUCAACGCAGCAGGCAGCGCCUCAACCUCCCGUGCAUUCGCAGACACAUGGUCCCUCGCAGGACUCGAAUCCGUUGAAUCGGUUGACGGAGGAGCAGAGGGAGGAGAUUAAUGAAGCUUUUACGCUCUUCGAUCUCGACCGAGACCGCCAUCUAGAUUACCAUGAACUCCGCGUCGCGUUCCGCGCUCUCGGCUUCACGCUUUCGAAACAAGAACUCAUUUCCCUCCUCACGACUUACGGCGUCCCCCGGCCCCAAGUACAACAGCAAUCCGCGGCACAGGCAGCGCAGCAUCAGGCGCAGUCGAAGGCGACGCCGGCCACAAACCCCCAGCAUCCUUCCAACCUCCUCAUGCCGCUGUCGGCCUUUCAGGCCGUGACGGCCGUUAAGAUUCUGGAGCGGGAUCCGCGGGACGAGAUCCUCCGGGCGUUUGAGCUGUUUGACGAGGGUGGGAAGGGGUACAUUGAUCUUGAGGAUUUGCGGCGGACGGGGUUGGAGGAGGAGGAGCUACGGGCGAUGAUUGAGGAGUUUGAUUUGGAAGGGGUGGGUGGUGUUACGAGGGAUGCGUUUGUGAGUAUCUGCUGGCAAUGAUGUUUGCGCUGCUAUCUGCUUGUAUAUGCUUCUUCUGUCAUGCGUGGACUGGUGCUUUUUGAGUAAUGGAACAUUUUCCUGUCAUCCGUGCUCUCGUCAUCAGAUCCAGCCCCGUUCUUCAAGGAGACAAUCGAUGGGCGUGUCGCGUUCUUGAAUUUAACCGGAUCCAACGAGGUCUCCGAAAUUAUAUUAGACAAGAGGUUUACACCAAUGCCACUCGGUUAGCCAGACCAGUG
Aspergillus novofumigatus IBT 16806 is the source of this 1299-nucleotide messenger RNA. It is a transcript of the gene cdc31, whose product is annotated as putative cell division control protein Cdc31. Gene Ontology annotation, biological process: spindle pole body duplication. The transcript is spliced from 3 exons. The coding region runs from base 308 to 1063 and encodes 251 amino acids. The record is from RefSeq and is a predicted model, not a curated record. Lineage: Eukaryota; Fungi; Ascomycota; Eurotiomycetes; Eurotiales; Aspergillaceae. Gene Ontology annotation, cellular component: half bridge of spindle pole body; mitotic spindle pole body. Gene Ontology annotation, molecular function: microtubule binding; calcium ion binding.